AUGGGCUUCUCCAUCGACAGGUCUGGCCACUGGCUGCUGCGGAGCCUGGUCGCCGGCACCUACGAUGGCGAGAGUGACGCACUCGCAUACGCACGCCGCCACUCUCAGCGCCUCCGCUUCCUCGUCGUUGACGCGACGCCGCUCGUCUACUCGAUUGUCUCGCGCACCUGCGCUGAAGCAGGUGUCGCUGAAGCAGGCGUCGCUGAAGCAGGCGUCGCUGAAGCAAGCCUCGCCAACCUCGACGAGCUCGUCCGCGCCUGCAUCGCCGCAGUCGUAGAAGAGAUCUGGCGUGUCGCCGCUCUCCUCGACGGCGACGACAAACGAGUCAUCUUCUGCUGGGACGGCGCGUAUGUGGCACAGACGAAGCUCGACACGAUCACGCGAGAUCGCAUGCGAGAUCGCAUCAUCCAUGCCGAGUCGUACAGGCGCGAGGCGAGCCACAGACGCCCACGCAUCGAAGAGCUGCGUCGUCACGCUGCGGCUGCUGUGAUGCAACGGCUUGUCAAUCGCCUGUACAGCAGCGGUGGCCUCGACGAGCUCUUUGUGCAGCAUCUGCUGCAACACGCACUCUGUGAGGAGGAGAUGCUGGAGAACGCACUGGCGAUUGACGAGCGCACAAAGACUGUGCUACACAUUGUCGCCCGUGACGAGGCAGACUGCCUCAUCGGCCGCCUCUGUCCUCGGCUGCAAGGCAGCGGAGAGUCGGCGGUGCUCUCGCCCGACGCCGACCUUCUGGUACACUCGCUCGCCGCGCCGCAGCUGUCGUACCGCUGGGUUGUCCAGCCGCUGCCAGUCACCCGCAAGCAGAGGCGGCAGCGCAGUGCGCUGCCGCCUCCGGCGUUCCAUCGGCAGCACCUCUACGACCAACAGCGACUGCUUGCCAUAGCCCCUCUCGUCUUGGCAUCCGUCGCUCUCGGCACAACGGACUACGGCAACGGUCUGCCAGGUGUCGGCGCCCGCGCCCUGCUGGGCAAAGACGACUGGCUGCCGGGCCUCGCAGCGGCCGUGAAGCCUGGCCUCGUGUCCCGCGCCUGGGCCGACAUGGCCGCAAGCGCAGAGAGCGUGCAGGCUCAGACCCAUCGACUGAUCCAGCGUGUGGCCGCUCUUGACUCCAAAAAGAAGCACAGCGCCAUCGACGUCGCGCGCGUCUGCAGCAUCGCCAACGUCUAUAUCCUCAGCACGCACGCCGCCACCGAGACGGUGCCGCGCCCAUCGUUCUCCGAAGGCCCCGGCCAUGGCUGGCGCAACACGCUCGGCUUCUUCGCCAACAAGCGCUUCAUGCGCUGCACGCCCAAGAACGGCGCGGCAGAGCGCACGCCAUUUGUUCCGACGCUGGACGCUUUGCCGCGCUUGCGCAAGCAGCUCGGCGGCCGCCAGACCGCAGUCGGGCGCACCUACCUCGUGCCCGUCGAGGAUGCGGCAGCGAUGCCGAUCGGCGCACCCAGGGAGGGGCCCAAUUGGGACCUCCUGCCAAGGAAGAAGCCACGCUCUGUCAAGCCCGCGCGGCAUCGUCCGUCACAGAGCAAGAGAGCUGCGCAGAGGGCAGCAAGGCAAGACGAGGAGCCGCUCGUGGUCAGGAAGAAGACGGUCUCUAUGCCCGGCGCAGCAGCGAAGGAGAAGCUGGUCGGCAUCUUCGGCAUCGCUACUGUGCGCUCUACAUCUGCGGAUCUCGACUCGACGUAUGUCGGCAUGGCUUCGACGGUGGUCGUCGCCGGGCAGUACCUGUCCGUGGCUGUUCAGUUGACUCUGCGCGAGCUGCUUCUGCUCGAGCCGACGUUCCUGGCGUGCGAGGACAUCGAUCUUGAUGCGCGCCUGAGGACUCUGUGCCAGGUCUGCCGCAGCGCGUCCCCUCUCUGGACUCGGCGGCCGGACAGCGCAGCGCUCUCCGCAGAGCUGUCGGCACUCUCCGCAGAGGAGCGUGGACUCAUGCGCCUCAAGGGCGUCACUAUUCCCAUGCUGCUGGCACGCCGGGCAACAGCCGACAGGAUGAGUCUUCCGCCUGCCGCUCUCGCCGACGAACACUGCAUCUCCAGCACCGCACACAGCAUUUUGUCGCUGCGGGCGCGCCAGUUGAAGAAGUGGUGCGGCCUUGCAGAUCGCUUGCGCUCACUGCUCGCCAAGGCGCUGCGCACGGCCUAUGGCGACAAGCACGAGGCCAUGCUCCGCGCUGCGCUCGACACGCCUCUAGACGAGUCACCUGUCUGCUCGGCGGACGUCAUGGAGCUGCUCACCGUACGCAACAAGCACAUGCACGCCGCUCGACUGCAGCUGCCAGAGCCCGAUCGCCUCUGGUCCAGCACGCCGCGCCAGAUGCUCGAGACGCUGCGCGGGGCUGCUGCGGUGCACAUGUUCCGUGCAUGGAUAGAGCGCCUGUCGGGCACCAGUGUGCUCGACGGCACAAACUUCUGCCCGGACUUUGUCUCAAUCCACACACGUGGCGGGCUGACGCCUUUUGUGCGCGAGGCGAGUGCACGGCUUGGCGCUCUCGCUGCGCUUGCAAACCGCAGCCAUCCGGCGCCGGCGCCCUUUGAGCACGAAGCGCUCGUGCGCUGCGGGCUCUUCUUUGACAGACAGCAGUGGGCACCACGCCCGCACGUGGCCGCCGAGCACAAGUCUUUGCUUGCUCGCCUCAAGCGUGCCCUUGGCCUCAGCACCACCACCUCGCGCGUGUACGAGCUGGAGGCGAGGGCAGGCCGGCACUGGGUGCGGGCGUUCGAGAGCAUCCUGGGGGUGCCCUGGCGCAGUCUGGGCUUCCGGAAGCCGGCCUGGCUGCCUACUGGGCACGUCGAGAGCAACGGCACGCAGAUGCGCUGGAGCUACGUCAAUCUGGCACGCCCAAAGCGCCGCCACAUGGCCACGGCCGGCGUUGCCCAGUCCCGUCCGCUCUACGAGGACCAGCUCGACUCCGCGUGGGGCAGGCGUCUCCAGGCAGCUCCGAUCGCCACUCUGCCUCUGGCGUCCAACCAGCGCUUCGAGCCAGCGAGGGCCAGUCGAACAAGCGCUUCGAGUGGCGGCAUCGGCGGAACGACACCGGACAAGGAGAUUCGAGAGCGGCUUGCAGCAGGGCCAGGCGCUGUGCAUCACGUGGGCGUCGACCCCGGCCUCAACAACGUCCUCGUUCUCUCACGCCGCCGACCGCUGCGGCCAGGCACGGUCAUUGCCUUUCCCGAGCCGCCUUCACCAAAGCUGGCGCUGCUGCAGCCGCUCUCCGCUGCCGAGCGCCGCCAUCUUGGCAUUCGACCCUCCGAGCCGCCUUGCUACCGCGCCACCGCCGCCGCUUGCAAGCUGUAUGAGCUCUCGGAGAGCCUCACACUCAAGCCGGGCUCGCUGCGCAGUGACAAGCCUCUCAAGGCAGCGUCAGAGCCUCAUCACCCUGGUGAUGACGUGCAGCGGGCGCUGGCAAAGAUGCUCACGCCCGUGCCCACGGCCAUGGAGCGCGAGCGCCGCAUCCUCCGGCACGCACGGCAGCAGCGCCGCGCCCAAGACGAGCUGCUCGAGUGGCUUGUGCCCGGCAGCAGGCCCGGCUUCCUCGCUCAGCACCUGCAGCAGUGGCAGCAGGGCGACAGCCCGGCCCUUGUCAUUGCGCAUGUUGGAGACUGGGUGGGCCACAAGGCCUCCAAGCCAGCCCUUGCCGCCCCAGUGCUGCGAGGUGUCAUGCAGCGCGCAGCGCUAGCAUCGCCAUCGCUGCCCAUCCUGUUCCGCAAGCAAGACGAGUAUCUGACGUCUUCUGUCUGCCCGGAGCGCUGCGAGGAUGACGAGGGAAGUGCGGCCGCCGCAGCCGCCACGGCCGCCCAGACGAACAAGAAGGGCACGCCCAACGUCGUCGUCGGCACGGCUCCCGAGCACGCUCGCUCACCCGUGCCUGCUGCCCGCCUGACAAGCGUGUAUCGCAGCGCCACAUCACGCCCAGUCCACGGCGUCAAGCGCUGCACCACAUGCCGCCACCUCUUCUCGAGGGAUCGAGCGGGGGCGGCAAACAUACGCUUUGCCGGCAUGCACGAGCUCGCCUUCGGCUAUGGACCCUUCCGGCCCCGCCCCAAGAAGGCCGUCGGAGCCGCAGCCGGCACAGCGCCCGCGUCCUGA
Molecule: messenger RNA, 4083 nt
Organism: Tilletiopsis washingtonensis
Lineage: Eukaryota; Fungi; Basidiomycota; Exobasidiomycetes; Entylomatales
Exons: 3
Coding region: 1-4083 (1360 amino acids)
Source: RefSeq, a predicted model, not a curated record